ACUCCCUCCUCCCCAGUGUAUUGGUCCCUGACCAUAUUCCAAAGUAUACCUGAUGCCAUUUUUUAAAAGCUAAGAACCUGAGAAAAUAUUACUUCUUAGUUUAUUAUAUACCUCCUAAACAUAUUAUCUAUCUAUUGUUAGGUUAUUUGGAGCACUUUAGUUGUCUAAAUAGGCAUAUCACCUUCUUCUUUAAACCUUAUCACUGUGGUGAGUACUAUAUAUUUUCAACUUAGUAAAAGGGGCGAAACAGUAGAAUCAACUGAAUACUUCUGUUUUGAAACAGUGUUCCCUCCCUCGAUUUCCACAUAACUAGUGACUGUAGCUUCUAAAAAGAUCCAAACAUUAUAUUAUAAAGAGAUAGCAUAUAUAUGUAUAAUGUUGCUUGCGGAUAAACGUAAAAAAACCAAGUUGCUGGUAAGAUUGGACAUGAGGAGUACUGUUACAAUCUUAACACUCAGCCAGAGACUCCUCAGGAUGAAGCCGAGACGUAUCAGCAUUACUGGCGGGAGCGACGUAAAAGUAGGCGUAGAAGCGGCUCCGUGCCGCAUCAACUCACGCCUCGAGUCACACCAGGUGAUGCUAUUGCUUCAGAAAUACCAAAUGAACAUAACACUUCCCCAUCCAGUUUCUUGCCAUGGCUAGAGAAUGUUCA
Phytomonas sp. Hart1 is the source of this 652-nucleotide messenger RNA. NCBI's taxonomy places the organism in Eukaryota, Euglenozoa, Kinetoplastea, Trypanosomatida, Trypanosomatidae. The record is from the annotation of a GenBank genome assembly.